Periophthalmus magnuspinnatus is the source of this 1756-nucleotide messenger RNA. RefSeq lists its product as uncharacterized. NCBI's taxonomy places the organism in Eukaryota, Metazoa, Chordata, Actinopteri, Gobiiformes, Gobiidae. The record is from RefSeq and is a predicted model, not a curated record. The coding region runs from base 91 to 1104 and encodes 337 amino acids. The transcript is spliced from 5 exons.
AGAAGAAGCAGCACAGAACUGUCGGAGCCAUAGUAAUAUUUUUUUUCUAAGAACUGAUCAUUUCUGGGGAGACUUGCAUCAACUAUCAAAAUGAAGAUACUGGUACUUUUAGUCAUACUUGCAGCCCUUCUAGUAGAAACCCACCAAGAAGAUGCUCAAGUGGAUGCUGAUACUAACACUGAAGACGUUGAGGGCAAUGGUUCAAAUAUGAACAAUGAUUUAGAGGGUAACGAUGAUGGUGACGUUACUGAGACGGAAGGAGAAACUGGAGAUGGUGAGGACAAUUCAAACACUGGGGGAGAUGGAACUGCAGAUGAUGGGGCCAACUCAAAUGCUGAGGAAGAUGAAAAUGCAGAUGAUGGGGCCAACUCAAAUGCUGAGGAAGAUGAAAAUGCAGAUGAUGGGGCCAAUUCAAACGCUGAGGAAGAUGAAAAUGCAGAUGAUGGGGCCAACUCAAAUGCUGAGGAAGAUGAAAAUGAAGAUGAUGGGGACAAUUCAAACGCUGAGGAAGAUGAAAAUGAAGAUGAUGGGGCCAACUCAAAUGCUGAGGAAGAUGAAAAUGAAGAUGGUGGGGCCAAUUCAAACGCUGAGGAAGAUGAAAAUGCAGAUAGUGAGGCCAAUUCAAACGCUGAGGAAGAUGAAAAUUCAGAUGGUGGGGCCAAUUCAAACAGUGAGGGAGAUGAAAAUGCAGAUAGUGAGGACAGUGGGGAUAAUGAAGUUGGUGUUCAGAGCUUUGAUGGUACAUCAAAUUCCGAAGGUGGCAACAUAGAUUCAGAUAGCAACAGUGGCAGUGACAAUGAUGGUGAUGAAAGCAGUGCUAGUAAUGAGGAAAGUAGCAACAGUGAAGGAAGCUCUGGAGGAAGCUCUGGAGGAAGCUCUGGAGGAAGCUCUGGAGGAAGCUCCGAAGAAAGCGUAGAGAUGAAUGACGGAUGUUGGACUGCAUGGUUUAAUAGAGAUGAUCCCAGUGGAUCAGGAGAUUGGGAGACCCUAGAAAAUCUUUACCACGAAAACCCCGGGAUGAUCUGCAAGAGGCCACUUCGUAUUCAAGUCAGGACUACAUCUGGGCAGAGUGUAUCUUCAACAAAGGACGUCAUUGCAGUGUAAGGGUUUUAAUACAUCAUAGCAAUUUUGUUGAAUGAGUUGUUUUCAUUUCUUUUAAAUGAUUGAAUUCUCUUCAACAGGUCAGACACACACAACGGCUUUGUCUGUAAAAACGCAGACCAGGAGUCAGGUUCAGAGUGUGAAGAUUAUGAAGUCCGUUUCCUCUGCCCUCAAGAGUUUUGUCAAGUGUGCUGGACACAGUGGUUUAACCGAGAGAACCGUGGUGGCAUUGAAGACUGGGAACUCCUGUGUGACUUGAGAGCUGAAAAUCCUGGACAAAUCUGUGAACGGCCACUUUACAUUGAAACUCAGAACCAGCUCAACACUGAAGCUUGUGGCUGCCACAGCUGUAACCGAAACAAUGACUACAAGGUCCGCUUCGGUUGUCGAUGUAGUGUUUAGACAUCCCUGCAUCUACAGUUAACAUUAAAACAAAUCAAAUCAAUAGCAUUACUUCUUGAUUCUAUGAUUCUUCUUUAGUUCCUGUUGUAAUAAGUAAGCAGAAUUUGUAUUGAAAAUAUUUUGUUAAUAACUGGUGUUUACAUGUCCUUUGGGCUCAAUAAUUAAUUUGAUUAAUUUAUUAAUAAUUGUUGCAAAUUUAUUUUCUGUUAAAUUAUUUUGUAUGAAACAAUAAACAAUGAUUGUAAUUACAACU